Messenger RNA from Vanessa tameamea, 1574 nucleotides. It is a transcript of the gene mEFTu1, whose product is annotated as elongation factor Tu. Gene Ontology annotation, molecular function: GTP binding; GTPase activity; translation elongation factor activity. Lineage: Eukaryota; Metazoa; Arthropoda; Insecta; Lepidoptera; Nymphalidae. The transcript is spliced from 8 exons. Gene Ontology annotation, cellular component: mitochondrion. The record is from RefSeq and is a predicted model, not a curated record. The coding region runs from base 91 to 1485 and encodes 464 amino acids. Gene Ontology annotation, biological process: mitochondrial translational elongation.
UAAAAUACUUAAUAAACAUUGAAAUUUACAGGAUAAUUGUUUAAGUUAUCGUGAAUAUUACCGAGCAAUUGGUGUGGUUUGCCUAAAAUCAUGGCGACUAUAUCAUUUGCUAAAAGUUUGGUUAACCCAGCACUCAAAUUAGUUUUAAAACAAAGUCAGAGUUCCAAUUUGCGAUGCACUGGAUUGCCAUCUUUGUCUCCUCUAAGUGUCAUACUCCGGAGGAACUAUGCUGAGAAACAAGUUUUUGAAAGAACUAAGCCUCAUUGUAAUGUAGGGACAAUUGGACACGUUGACCACGGAAAAACUACUUUAACAGCUGCCAUCACAAAAGUAUUAUCUGAUCUUAAUUUGGCCCAAAAGAAAGGAUACUCUGAUAUUGAUAAUGCACCAGAAGAGAAAGCUAGAGGUAUCACAAUCAAUGUAGCUCACGUUGAAUAUCAGACUGAGAAAAGGCAUUAUGGCCACACUGACUGUCCCGGGCACGCUGAUUACAUUAAGAACAUGAUCACAGGAACAGCACAAAUGGAUGGUGCAAUACUUGUUGUAGCAGCGACAGAUGGGGUUAUGCCUCAGACAAGGGAACAUCUUAUACUUGCAAAGCAAAUUGGUAUUCAACAUGUUGUAGUGUUUAUCAAUAAAGUUGAUGCAGCUGAUCAAGAGAUGGUAGAACUUGUAGAAAUGGAAAUUCGUGAACUUAUGACUGAAAUGGGUUAUGAUGGAGACAAAAUUCCAGUUAUUAAGGGUUCAGCUUUGAGUGCUUUAGAAGGAAAAAAUCCAGAAAUUGGUUCAGAAGCUAUAAGUAAACUCUUAGAGGAAGUGGAUUCAUUUAUUCCAACACCUAUUCGUGAAUUAGAUAAGCCAUUCCUCUUGCCUGUAGAAUCCGUUCAUUCUAUUCCUGGUCGUGGUACUGUUUUAACUGGACGUUUGUAUAGAGGAACAUUGAAAAAGGGUACUGAAUGUGAAAUUGUUGGUCAUGGCAAGGUAAUGAAAACAACUGUAACUGGAGUUGAAAUGUUCCACAAGACUUUAGAAGAAGCACAAGCCGGUGACCAGCUGGGUGCUUUAGUUCGUGCUGUUAAGAGAGAACAAAUCAAACGAGGCAUGGUAAUGGCUAAGCCUGGCACUGUCAAAGCUCAUGACAGCUUAGAAGCAGCUGUUUACAUAUUGAGUAAGGAAGAGGGAGGUCGUUCUAAGCCUUUUACAUCAUUUAUCCAACUUCAGAUGUUUUCUAUGACAUGGGAUUGUGCAACUCAAGUUACUAUCCCCCAGAAAGAAAUGGUUAUGCCCGGUGAAGAUGCUACCUUAAAUUUGCGUCUCUUAAAACCCAUGGUUUGUGAAACUGGUCAGAGAUUUACUCUUCGUUUGGGAGAUUUGACACUAGGAACAGGUGUUAUUACAAAAAUUAAUUCAAACCUUUCAGAAGAUGAUAGGUUGAAGCUUAUGGAAGGAAAGAAGGCAAGAGAAAAGGCAGCGGCAAAGAAGUAAAUUGUUAUCUGGUAUUAGUAUUUUAAGUUUUAGUGAUGUAGUUAUAAUGUACGCAUUUAAAUAAAACAUAAAUAAUUAAAAACUAUAAA